CUGUGACUGAACAACAGUCAUCGGCGAUGGUCGCCACCACAUCAUCAACUGCCCGGCCAACUUCGGCCGCCGGACUUGGUGAGGAAGAGAAUCAUGUAGAUGAAACUACGGCUCUUCUGGCUUCCAGCAAGCGUACUGAUGCCGAUCCUGUCACACACGGCUCGGAUGCCUCGGACGCUUUGGCAGCGUCAGAUGACGAGGAGGACAAACCUCUGCCCAAGGUUCAAAUUCUGCUGCUUUGCUAUGCACGGGUGGUGGAGCCCCUCGCUUUCUUCUCCAUCUUUCCCUAUAUUAGCCAGAUGGUCCAAGACAACGGGGGCGUGAAGGACUCCGACGUCGGCUUCUACAGUGGGCUCAUCGAGUCACUGUUCUCGCUGACGCAGGCCAUCGUCAUGAUCUUUUGGGGUCACGCAGCCGACCGCAUCGGGCGGAAACCGGUGCUGGUUUUCUCGUUGUUUGGCGUGACCGUGGCGACGGGCCUCUUCGGGCUGGCCAAGACCAUCCCGCAGAUGAUUCUGUUCCGGUGUCUGGCGGGCGUUUUUGCGGGCACCAUUGUCACCAUCCGCACCAUGGUGGCCGAGCACAGCACGAGCAAGACCCAGGCCCGCGCCUUCAGUUGGUUCGCCUUCAGCGGGAACCUAGGCAUCUUCCUGGGCCCUUUGCUGGGGGGCAGCCUGGCCGAUCCGGUCCACCAGUACCCUGGGGUCUUUGGCUCUGUCCGUUUCUUCGCAGACUAUCCCUACGCGCUGUCCAGUCUGGUGGUUGCGAUGGUCGGCGCGACUGCUGCGUUCUCUAGCGCCUUCUUCGUGCAAGAGACCUUGAAGAAGGAGCCCGCUGCUGCAUUGGAGCAGGAGGGCGAGGAGGCAGCAACACCCGGCGCGCCGAUCGCGAGCGGCGACCUCUCGACAUGGGAGUUGCUGAAGUCCCCCGGAGUGGGGAUGGUCAUCUAUACCUAUGCGCAUAUCAUGGUCCUCGCUUUCGCGUACACGGCCAUCAUCCCGGUCUUUUGGUUCACCCCGCCGCACCUCGGGGGCUACGGCUUCACAACCCGACAAAUGUCGCUACUGAUGGGUCUUAAUGGCGCUGCCCAAGCGACGUGGCUCCUUUUGAUCUUCCCACCCCUGCAGAAGCGCAUCGGGACCAACGGGGUGAUCCGCCUGUGCGCCUAUGCCUAUCCGUGGUUCUUCCUGUCCUGCCCAGCGGGCAAUCUUCUCCUAAGAAUAGGCACCGAGACCUCCAUCAAGGUGUUCUGGGUCUUGCUGCCGAUCGCCCUGGCCGUCGGGUGCGGCGUCAGCAUGAGUUUCACGGCAAUCCAGCUCGCGCUCAAUGACAUCGCCCCGUCGCUCAACGUCUUGGGCACGCUGAACGCGCUGGCUUUGACCGGGGUGAGCGGGCUCAGGGCGUUCUGCCCUGCUGUGUUUGCGAGUUUGUUCGCCCUUGGGGCGGUAUCGCAGCUGGCCGGGGGCUACGCUAUUUGGGUUCUGAUGAUUCUGCUUGCAUUUGCGUUGCCUGUAGCCGCGCGACGUCUGCCUGAGUCGCAGGAAGUACGCAAGCGUCAGAAUGUGCGGGACAGGUGAUGCACUCUUCUGAGGGUAUGGAAUAUAGUAUGUUAUAGACUGGAUGGGUAUCUUUGAUCCGUUAUCCUGAGAUGAAGACUUUAAUAUGACGAGCAUUUAGACGGG
Aspergillus homomorphus CBS 101889 is the source of this 1682-nucleotide messenger RNA. RefSeq names its product MFS transporter. Gene Ontology annotation, molecular function: transmembrane transporter activity. The coding region runs from base 27 to 1577 and encodes 516 amino acids. The record is from RefSeq and is a predicted model, not a curated record. Gene Ontology annotation, biological process: transmembrane transport. Lineage: Eukaryota; Fungi; Ascomycota; Eurotiomycetes; Eurotiales; Aspergillaceae. The transcript has a single exon.